Molecule: messenger RNA, 2670 nt
Organism: Oikopleura dioica
Lineage: Eukaryota; Metazoa; Chordata; Appendicularia; Copelata; Oikopleuridae
Source: the annotation of a GenBank genome assembly
AUGGGAUGGCUUGAAAUUAUGCAGAAUGCCGUAGAUAUCCGAGGGGAAGGUCUUCAACCUGAGUACGAGUCAUCAAUGUGGAGCUAUGUCUAUUUCAUUAUCUUCAUCGUCGCUGGUAGCUUCUUCUGCCUCAAUCUGUUCAUUGGUGUGAUCAUCGACAAUUUUAAUCAGCAAAAAGUCAAAAAGAAAUCAAACGGUUUCGACGACGGCGUUUUCCUUACAGACGAGCAAAGACAGUACUACGACGCAAUGCGAAAGAUGGCAGCAAAAACGCCGAAAAAACCAAUUCCACGGCCGAAGAAUAAAUUCGCAGCGGCAAUUUACAAUUUAGUAACCGAUCGAAGAUUCGAACUCGCGAUCAUGGUGGCAAUUUUGUUGAACAUGGUUGUGAUGGCUAUUGAAAGUCAUGACGCCUCGGAUAAGACGAUAUUUGUGCUGGAGCAGCUAAACAACAUCUUCGUCGGCGUCUUCGGUGCUGAGGUCAUUCUGAAGCUCAUCGGCCUAAGACAGCACUACUUUACUGUUCCUUGGAAUGUUUUUGACUUGGUUGUUGUGGUGGUUUCCGUCAUCGCAUCUGCUCUGUCCGACCUCAUCUCGCAUCUCAUUCAGCCAACAAUUUUCAGGAUUGUCAGACUCUUCAGAAUUUCUAGAGUCUUGAGGCUUAUCAGGGAGGCAAAAGGAAUAAGAACGCUACUGUUUGCGCUCAUGAUGUCGUUACCAGCUCUCCUCAACAUCGGAAUGUUACUCUUCCUGGUCAUGUUCAUGUUUGCGAUUCUCGGAAUGAGUCAAUUUGCUUACGUCCAGAAAAAGGGAGGAAUCGAUGACAUGCUCAACUUCGAGACUUUCCCAAACGCCUUCUUGCUACUCUUUCAAGCGUCGACCGACCCUCACAAAGAAGGUAUCAAUAACCCUGUCAAGGGAAAAGGCAACUGUGGAAACUCGACAAUAGGCAUCACCUACUUUAUCGUCUUUGUCUUCAUUACCUUCCUCAUCGUCGUCAACAUGUACAUCGCCGUCAUUCUCGAAAACUUUGACGUAGCAACGAGAGAAAAUGCAGAGCCUCUAACGGCUGAUGAUUUCGAACAGUUCUUCGAAGUUUGGCAAAAGUUUGACGACAAGUUGACCCAGUUGAUCUCGUACGACCAGCUUCAACUGCUGCUGCAUCAGCUUGACAUGCCAUUGAAGGUGCCAUUCCCGAAUCGCCCAUUCAUAACACACUAUGAAAUGCAAAUGACAUCCGACGGUCAAAUCCACUGUCUUGAAGUCAUCAUUGCUCUCAUCAAAAAAGUGCUUGGUGAUUCCCCAGCUCUCAAUGCCAUGAAGGCGGCGAUGGUUCAAACAUUCCAAAUGAAGUGCAAGUCCACAGUGCAGUAUGAGCCGGUGAUGACGACGAUGGAAUACGCUAGAAUGGAUAGAGCCGCGAAGACCAUUCAAAACGCCUGGAGAGAGUGGUACUAUGAACAGGGAGGAAGAGAGCUGAGGGGACCAGUAACAACGAGAAAUCAAAUUGCUCAAAAAUUUGAAAGUCUUCUGCGGCUCAGUUCUGAUACCAAGCCUUGCAUAAGAUCUGCUAUUUCUCUUCCAAACAUGCAAGUUCUUCGUAGAGAAGAGCACAAAUUGAAAAUCAACCCUCUGGAAAAACGAUCGUUAGAUUCUCUUAUCAAAGGUCUAAAAAGCAUAAGAGAUGAAGAAGACGACUUCCAGUACACAGAAUCCAAUCACCACAAUGCCCAGCAAAAUCGCUCAAGCAACACCGGUUUCGGCAAUGAUUUGCGAAAGAAAACGUUCAACAAACCCCAUCACUUCGACAAGGCAAAUGACGUCCUGAUGUGGGUUGGAGAGAAAAAGCCUGGAAUUGGCUACGAGCCACUUCCUGGCCAGAAAAAGGAACACUACUCGCAGUUUCCUCCAGGAGCCGGAGAAGUCCAACCAGCAUGGAUUGCCUACGACAAGAGAGUACUUUCCUUUGAUGGUUUUUUCGUAGAGGUUGUGAUUAAUAACAACAGCGAGUCUUUCCGAAUCCGCCCGGUGAAGGUUUACUUUUAUUUGGAAGACGACACGGUGCAAGUGAACGAACCACUCGUCGAAAACUCUGGGCUCACCCAAGGAUGCUUCAUCCGUCGCCACCGCAUCCCUCUUCCCGGGAAUUCCGAAAAAUUCUUCACUUGCGAGCAGUUCAACGUCGGCGCCACUUUGCCCCUUUACGGCAAAUCGAUCCAUCUCUGCUCUUGCGAUAAGUUUACUCAUGAUUUUUUGACAUCCAUGGGCGUUACUGUCGGCCAGUCGACGGAAAUCCCUGUUGAUGGAAACACCAUUAAAAGGAUGGAAGAAAUGAGUCUUCAGAAACCCCUGAGACCCUUCAUGAAAGAACCAAUUCCGGAGAAAAAAUCAGCAUACUCCGAUGAACGAGUUUUACCACCCUACAACGGAUUCGGAAUCUACGAAGAUACAGUCCAAAACUGCAAAAGCCUCCUUCCACAGCCGCCGAAAAAGGAUUUCGUCAAAUUCAUGAAGCUCGACAGGAUGCGAAUGGAAACACCUGGCCAGGACAAAUUCUCCGGCGCCUCCCGGAAUUUCUAUGGCUUGGAAGACUUCUACGUCGGUGCCGAAAUAUGCGUCAAAGGAACCACAUUCCAACUCGUUGGCGCUGAUGCAUAUGGUCAGUCGUGA